Triplophysa dalaica is the source of this 3224-nucleotide messenger RNA. It is a transcript of the gene ralaa, whose product is annotated as v-ral simian leukemia viral oncogene homolog Aa (ras related). The transcript has 5 exons. The record is from RefSeq and is a predicted model, not a curated record. NCBI's taxonomy places the organism in Eukaryota, Metazoa, Chordata, Actinopteri, Cypriniformes, Nemacheilidae. Gene Ontology annotation, biological process: regulation of exocytosis; Ras protein signal transduction. Gene Ontology annotation, molecular function: GTP binding; GDP binding; GTPase activity. Bases 455 to 1075 code for a protein of 206 amino acids. Gene Ontology annotation, cellular component: plasma membrane.
CGUGCGCUUCCCUGCAUGGAAAACCGAAGCGGAUCCAUGUGACCCGCCUAUCGGGUUCAUCAUCGGAGCCGCACGCCCAUGACAGACUGCUGCCACACCAAAGAUCACAGUAACCGGCGUACACUCGCUGUAAAUCCUCACGGAAGUGAAGUUUGUGGCACAUUGGCUCUGGAACCGAUGACAUUGUUCGGGAUGUGGUGUCGACAGUAGGAGAGAAAGAGAGAUCAGGAAGAGGUGGAAUUUCCCCCUUCCCAAGAGUCCUUGUGUGUCUCUGGAUUACCUUCAAGGGUGGAACGAGCAGACACAAAGGGACACACAGAGCGAUCCAUGAUCCACCCCGACCCCUCACUCCACUGACCUUCUGUAUCUUCACGACCUCCCCAAUCCCACCUGUCCUGAUCAAAAACACUACUGCAGACUCAUCUCUUAACCCCGCCUCAAAGCGACUGUUACCAUGGCAGCAGCCAAGCCGAAAGGCCAGAACUCUCUGGCUCUUCAUAAAGUGAUCAUGGUUGGCAGUGGUGGUGUUGGAAAGUCAGCUUUAACUUUGCAGUUCAUGUAUGAUGAGUUUGUGGAGGACUAUGAACCCACAAAAGCCGACAGCUACAGGAAGAAAGUGGUUCUGGAUGGUGAGGAAGUCCAGAUUGAUAUUCUGGACACAGCAGGUCAGGAGGAUUAUGCGGCUAUCCGGGAUAACUACUUUCGCAGCGGGGAAGGUUUCCUUUGUGUCUUCUCAAUCACUGAACUUGAAUCUUUUGCAGCAACUGCUGAUUUCAGAGAGCAGAUUCUGCGGGUGAAGGAGGAUGAAAACGUGCCCUUUCUGCUGGUGGGGAACAAGUCCGAUCUGGAGGACAGGAGGCAGGUUAACGCAGAUGAAGCCAAAGCCAGAGCUGAUCAGUGGGGCGUUUGCUACGUGGAGACGUCUGCUAAGACCCGCGCCAAUGUAGAUAAGGUUUUCUUUGAUCUCAUGAGAGAAAUCCGUGCCAGGAAGAUGGAGGACAGCAAGGAGAAGAAUGGAAAGAAGAAGAGGAAAAGUCUGGCCAAACGAUUCCGUGAACGAUGUUGCAUUUUAUAGUCUCAGUGGUUUCAUUUUUCUUCUUUUAGGUUCUGCAUAUGUAUCUGUAUGAUCUAUAUUUUUCCCUGUUGUGAGUCUUCUAUUUGUUUGUGGGUUAAUGCAUUGAUACAGGAUUGAAAAGGUAUAUUUGACUUCCUAUAGAGAUCUUCUUUGUGUCAAUGAUGAUAAUCAGAAACACAUUAUUGUGCCAUGUGAACCUGGAUCUAAAAAGCUUCGAAGUGAUUGUAAUUUUUUUAUUCUCCCCUAUUCUUUCCUAUUGAAAUUGGGGUCACAUACACUUCUUAAAAAUAAUAUUUGGCCUUAAAUUUGAGUUUAUGAUACGACAGUAACCCCUAUAGUGUUUAAAAUGACUUAUGGGUAAAAUGAUUUAAAACAGGAAGUUCCUGAUGCUUUGGUAAACAUUGUUAGUGGGACAUGCACUUUUCAUCCUCAUAAACCUUUAUUAGAUGAUCAUUUCAGAAUUAUAGAGGCAGUUAGUGGGAAAGGAAGCAGAUUUAACAUUUUAUUGUCUAAGCAGCUUGUUAGAGAAAUCAGACUUUUCUAUUCUCUGCCUUGCUAUUGGACGCUUAAAGAUGUCACAGCGGCAUUGAGUUUGGUCCAGGCUUGUACCAUGACAAUAUUGGCUUUUGUGAUGUGUAAAUCCAAAAUGUCUGUUUGGACAGCUUGUGCGCUUAUGAUCAAACAUCCAGAUUUUACAAUUAGCAUCUUAAGAAAACAUUUUUCCUUCUUUUGUCUGAUUUGGUUUUUAUGUGUUUAUUGUCAUUAUUGUUCAUUUCAGCCAUUUACAAAAUGCAUUUCUCUAAUUAAAAAAUGAUGAGGAGUUCUGGGUUACUUUUUAUUUUGCCAUAGUGCUACAUUGCAUUUUAGAAAUAACAUGUUAUUAAAUCCUAGAUUUUUAGUUGAUUAUAACCGAUUGUUUUGGGUGAAGAAGUAAAGGUUUACUGUUUAACUACUGCUUUCAAGACUCUAGUAAAAAGAGAAAAGUGGAAUCACCUGUAAAGGGAACACGUUCCUCAUUUGUCUCUACAGCUCAAUGCUGUGUAUUUAUGUGAUGUUAAUAUUUAAAGAAUUAAUGAUAAUACAUCAUAUCAUUCAAAGAAAGAAAUUCACCCUAUGAAUGUUUGGCUGGUUACUGUAAGCAUUACGCUUUAACUCAAGAACCUCCUGUGAUUCAUGUAAAGAUGUCACACCAAAGGUCAGUGAAGUGCUGGUUUACAGUUGACUUUAUCUGCUGAAGUUUCAUGGUUUAUUUUUUGUGCCUGUGGUAGACUUAAAUAGCAGAAGCAGAUGUGUUCUUGCCUGUUGAAUCAUUUCUGUCAUGGUGCUAUUUCUUUGCUUACAGAGGCUUUGUCUUUGGUCUGUGUGUGUGUACUUGUGUGUACAGCAUGUGUGUGUGUCUAUAUUUGAACAGUUUAUUUCCAAAAUUAGAUACCUCCGUAAAAAAAAUUAUGCAUUCCAAUCUAUAUCAAUCAAACUGCAGUUGGUUUGUUUUAAUUUAAGCCAUAAUAACAAAAAAUAUACAGCUAACACAAUAAAAGACAAUAAAACAUAAAAUGAUAAACAACUGAGUUAUCUCAUUUUGGGAACAAACGCUUCAUUUGAAAGAGAAGGAUCUUCUAUUACAUAAAUGGACUGAACAGUGUGUAAUGUUACAAUGAUUUAUGGUUACAAUGUUAAAUAAAUUGAAUGCAGCUUUUGAGUUGUCUGUAGUAUUUCAAGAUGUUCUGUGUAAAAAGUGUAAAAUAGUCACCUGCUUCAAGUUUUGCUUCAUUAAAUUUCUCUAUGUAUGUAUGUAGGUAACAUGUUACUUUAUAACUCAUUUAAAAUGCAUCUAAAUUUAUAACAAAAAUUUUCCAAAGUUCUCCCUCUCAUUUCAUUUUUUAUAUUGUAUGUUUUUUGCUUAAAGGCAUUUCUGUUGAAUGUUUUCUCCUUAAAUAUUUGUCCUUUGCUCUUACUACAUGUAUUUAUUUACCGUUCAGUUAUGAAUAUGUGUAAACAUGUAGAAAUGUAUCUUGUUCCUGUGCAUUGCCUCUACUGAAAGAUGAGUUAUUGCUGUGGCAUCAAUUUCUCUUCGGCUGUAAUGAUCAUUUUCUUGUUUAGCAAAACACUGAAGAGACACAAUUUUGUAAUAAAACAGAAUGAAAAAUAA